CUAUUGGAUGCUAAAUGUCAUCGGCAUUGACACAUAUUAAAAAGCCACUGUUUAGACUUCAGCGUUAUUCAGAGGACGUGUUGAUCAGAAGAUGUUUGAUUGCUGUCUAAAGAUGAGGUUUACUUUACUAAGAAUCCUGCCUACUUUACUAGGCAUUCUAAUCCUACACCAGGCACAAAGCCAACGCCCCAAGUUCACUCAGAGCAGCUGGAAUCUUCUACCCAACGUUGUUGUGGUGAACGUAGACGGCUCACUGGUUCAGCAUCCUCUAACCUGCCUGGGUUCCUUCAACCGAGAGGAGGAGGGUUGGAGGAGAGACAAUGACUGGGUGUGGCGGAGAGAUGGAGAGGAGGAUGAGGAGAUCAUAUGGAUGAUGGAUGAAGAGGAGAAGAAGAAGGGGAACAGCUUCCUUGUCAACCUGGAAGAGAGAACUGGAGGGGGGAUAUUUACAUGUCACAGCCUGGAUAAAACCCUCCUGAAGAAUACUACGGUGCUGGUCAAACACUUGGACGAAGAGAAACGCAUUCUAGAAGGAUCCACCAGAACAGGCUUUAUGAAAUGUUCAACACGGAACUACCAAGGAGAGUUCCACUGCUCCUGGAAAUUCACCCCUACACGUUUUGGGACUGUUAUGUUUGUCAAAGUGGCACGUGGCCUGUCUGAUGCGGAGAACAUCAGCUGUUCUGUGGACGCCAGUGGACAGCAGUGGACAUGUUCCUCUUCAUCUGGCCAGAGUGACAUCAUGUGUUCUGUGAACAGUAGUGGACUGGGGGUGUCCUGUGUGGACAGACAGUAUUGUCCCUAUGCUGAGGAGACUGACCGGAUCACCCUGACCAUCUACAUGAGGACUAACUACCUGCUGGAGGAAUACUCCAAAUGCUUCUACAUAUCAGAGAUAGUGAAGCCAGACAAUUUAUCCAUUAAGAAGGUGAACAGCAGUACUAUAGAGUGGAGCUAUCCUGUCUCCUGGAACAGACCCAUCUCCUACUUCCCCCUCUCCUUCCAGGUCAAAGAGAUCGAAGGCAGAAAGUGCAAGAAUGGGUGCACGUGUGAUUCUCCCUACACAGAGGUUCACACCACAGAGAGCAGCCAGUGGUCAGUCAAGGCCAAGGUGACGGUGUGUGUCAGGGCCCAGGAUGCCCUCUGUGACUCCCCCUGGAGCGACUGGACAGAGUACAGACUCAACAACAAGGGAAACAAGAGGGGGAGGCGGGAAAAGCAGAAGAAGAAGAAGAACGUGUCUCAAUAGUAUAUCUUUACCAUACCAUCAAAUGGUAUGCCAUCAAAUAUUAACCUAUUCAUUCACUCUAGGUGUAGGCAUUUACACUCUAAAACAUCCACUAUGACAAAGGUGACUUAAUUGACACUCUAAAACAUCCACUAUGACAAAGAUGACUUAUUUGAUACUCCAUUAUGACAAAGGUGACUUAAUUUACACUCUAAAACAUCCAUUAUGACAAAGGUGACUUAAUUUACACUCUAAAACAUCCAUUAUGACAAAGGUGACUUCAUUUACACUCUAAAACAUCCAUUAUGACAAAGGUGACUUCAUUUACACUCUAAAACAUCCAUUAUGACAAAGGUGACUUAAUUGACACUCUAAAACAUCCACUAUGACAAAGGUGACUUAAUUGAUACUCUAAAACAUCCAUUAUGACAAAGGUGACUUAAUUUACACUCUAAAACAUCCAUUAUGACAAAGGUGACUUCAUUUACACUCUAAAACAUCCACUAUGACAAAGGUGACUUCAUUUACACUCUAAAACAUCCACUAUGACAAAGGUGACUUAAUUGACACUCUAAAACAUCCACUAUGACAAAGGUGACUUAAUUGACACUCUAAAACAUCCAUUAUGACAAAGGGGACUUAAUUGACACUCUAAAACAUCCACUAUGACAAAGGUGACUUCAUUUACACUCUAAAACAUCCAUUAUGACGAAGGUGACUUAAUUGACACUCUAAAACAUCCACUAUGACAAAGGUGACUUAAUUGACACUCUAAAACAUCCAUUAUGACAAAGGUGACUUAAUUGACACUCUAAAACAUCCACUAUGACAAAAGUGACUUAAUUGACACUCUAAAACAUCCACUAUGACAAAGGUGACUUAAUUGAUACUCUAAAACAUCCACUAUGACAAAGGUGACUUAAUUGACACUCUAAAACAUCCACUAUGACAAAAGUGACUUAAUUGAUACUCUAAAACAUCCAUUAUGACAAAGGUGACUUAAUUGACACUCUAAAACAUCCACUAUGACAAAGGUGACUUCAUUGACACUCUAAAACAUCCACUAUGACAAAGAUGACUUAAUUGAUACUCUAAAACAUCCACUAUGACAAAGGUGAUUUAAUUGAUACUCUAAAACAUCCAUUAUGACAAAGGUGACUUAAUUGACACUCUAAAACAUCCACUAUGACAAAGGUGACUUAAUUGACACUCUAAAACAUCCAUUAUGACAAAGGUGACUUCAUUUACACUCUAAAACAUCCAUUAUGACAAAGGUGACUUUGUUGCCAAGAUCAUUUACUGACACAAAUUUCACUUUUACAAUCUUUAUACUUGUUAUGAAAUGUAUUUAGUAAUAUUUAUGAUUAUUUAUUUAUUAAUGUUGCUUUUUAUCUCAUAGAGACAUGCACUAACAUAAACUGAAAUGAUAUUUUUGUGACUGUAAUACUAUAAAUCAAAAUAAACGUACAGACCUGCA
Molecule: messenger RNA, 2705 nt
Organism: Oncorhynchus mykiss (rainbow trout)
Lineage: Eukaryota; Metazoa; Chordata; Actinopteri; Salmoniformes; Salmonidae
Product: interleukin-12 subunit beta
Molecular function (GO): protein binding
Source: RefSeq, a predicted model, not a curated record